Molecule: messenger RNA, 1926 nt
Organism: Nasonia vitripennis (jewel wasp)
Lineage: Eukaryota; Metazoa; Arthropoda; Insecta; Hymenoptera; Pteromalidae
Gene: Metrn
Product: meteorin-like protein
Exons: 3
Coding region: 378-1250 (290 amino acids)
Molecular function (GO): hormone activity
Source: RefSeq, a predicted model, not a curated record
GGGGAAGUAGCUGCUGCUGCAGGAGAAGCGCGAGUGGAGGGGAAAAGGAAACCCCUCUCCUUCCAUCGUAGAGUUGCGCUCUUCGAGAGAGAGAGAGAGAGAGACUCUGCUACGCGGCUGCCCCCCCGUCAGUCCGGCUUCUGCUCUUGUCGAGGAGAGUCGUCAUGCCGAGACCCUUGCCAGCUUCGUGGCUCUGUGCGCGCGAAUUUUGACUUGCGCCGCGCGAGUGUGUUUCGUCGUUCGCACGACGACGAGGGUGAUAAUUGUAUACACUUAUCGAUUGAUGAUAUACUCCGAGGACUGCCAGCGAGUCGAGAGCACAAGCGGAAAUUUCGCAGAGGAAUCGUGUGAUAGUGUGCCGCGAGUGAGGGGCCAGGAUGAGUUACUGGAGGCUGGUACUCGUGGUGCUCGUCGCGGCGGGAAGUGGAUGCUUCGCGGCGCCCGCGACAUCGGUGCCGUCGGCUGAUCAGUGCGAUUGGACCGGAAGCGGCGGUGGCGGGAAAGGCGUCCGUCCGGUCUACCUGCGCUGUUCCCGCGGCAGCGUCUCCUGGCGCUAUCCCCGAGGUGCACUUCGCGUCGUCCUCUCGGCUAGCGAGUCAUCGGGCUCCCGUGGCUUCCGAGGCUGCGUCAAGGCUUCCGGUCCGGGACGCGUCUACCUCGAAGGCAAGUCGAGUCUGCGACUGAUCUACGCGCCGGGUGACGGCAAACACGAGGCCCUCCACCGAUGCUUCAGGUCGCGGGGCCAGUUGGCUGCCCUGUACGUCGAGGCUGACGAGCUCUCCGGUGGACUGCAGAACAAGCCCAAGUUCCGACUGCACUACGACCUCGAACUGGAGCCUCAGCGACGACACAGGCUCGAGGAGGAAGAGGAGUCCGAGUGCAGGCCCUGCAGCAAGGAGGAGCUGGCCAAAGCCUACUGCCAGAGCGAUCUGGUGGCCAGGGGCACCGUUAGCGCCGUCGAGAGAAGGCCCGAGCUCGAGAGCGCCGAGCUGCUGCUCAGGGUUACCAAGACCCUUCGCCGCGUCGAGGAGAAUGAGGAGAACGAGCUGGACUCUGUGGAGCCUCGGCUGAUGAAGGAGGUUCGCAUCAGAGUGCCGACCGUCUGCGACGCGAGACACGGCCAGGGCGAGUUUGUGAUAAUGGCCAAGAAGCGGCUGGGCGACCUCAGCCUCACCUGCGCACCGAGACUCGAGGAGUGGGCCGAGGCCGUGAGGGAGAUGGAGAGCGCGCCGUGUGUACUCAGGAGCUAGCAUUGAUUCGACAUCGGCUCCGGAUGUUCCUGCGCGCACUCGCAAUUUCCGAUCGCCUCCCCGUCGGUAUCCGCGGCGCGUGAAACGCUGUAGAGGAAAAAACGGGUUGUUGACAUUUUGUUUUUGUUUGAUAUAUAUGUACUCCCUCGGAUACUCGCUGCGCGCGAGCUGUCUUCUUCGAAACCAGCUCGCACUGAUCAGCAGGCCGCGACCGGUUUCAGAACUCGGAAGCCCGUGUAAAAGCCUCUCUCCUUUUUUUUUAUUCUUGUUUGCGACAAAGCGUUUAUAUAUUAUAUAUAUAUAGAGUCUGUAGAAAAAAAGGGAAAGCAAUGUAAAUAGCUGUACAUACGUGUGCUGCUGCAGCCUGUAUAUAUACGUAUGUUUGACAUUGGAUGUACUUCGAAAAUAAGACAUCGAUCUCCGAACUGUGAUAUUACUGUAUUAUGAGAGAUUUAAAAAAAGAAACGGAUUUAUCGUCGUUUAUAUACGGAUGAAAUAUUAUUAUAUACAAUCAAUAUCGAUGUGUUGUUUAGAUUUUAGGUCGUGUGGAUCGCGGCUGUCGAAGCCUGCAAUGGUCCACAUAUCGGGAUGUGAUGAAAAACGAUUGUACGGUUAUAACAGAAUUUUUUUCUAUAAAAUGUAUUUAAUUAAUAAAUCUUGAUUUCGUAGAAAUGUA